AUGGGAAAGUGUCCGUCUCUCAAUGCUCUCGUGAUAGCGAUGGAUCGUGGCUCUAUCGAGUUCUCCAGACGCCUCAUCGAUAUGGGGUGUGAUGUCAAUGCAAAACUUGGCGAGGGAGUAUCGCCGCUUCUAUUUUCGACCUUUCAUCCCAACUCGGACCUUACAAAGCUCCUUUUACGGAGUGGUGCGGUCGAGGCACCAUCGGGGAAUGACUCUGCCCUAUUACGUGCGGUCAUCAAACAUGACAAGGAGCUCGUGAACCUCUUUUUGAAUCCUGAAAUUUUCAGCAAAAUGGCUCACUUCUACACUGGAAGACGUGGCGAACGAGUACUUCUUGGAGCAAUAAAAUCAAAUGACUUUGAGCUUGUGGAUCUGCUCCUCAAGGCAGAAAUCGGUCUCCGCCUUUGGCCAAAGCCAGCACUACCUUCUCUGCCCGACGACGCUCUUUCCAUUGCAACCAAUGGAGGUAACUAUCAAAUAAUCUCUGCUCUUCUUAGGAUAGCGGAUGCAGAUGUCAAAAGACGAUCAUAUCUGUAUGGAAGAGCCUUGCCCGUCGCCAUCCGAAAGAAGAACUGUUUCCUCACAGAAGCCCUCAUUGAGAAAGGUGCAGAUGUCAAUGUUGGAUCCGUAUUUCAUGAGAGGGCCUUGACUCUUGCCGUUUACCAAAAAGACUGUCCACUGGUAAAGAUAUUGGUUGAAAAGGGAGCGGAGGUCAAUCUGCAAUCAAACUUUCAUGAGACGGUCCUGCAUCGUGCUGUUCUUGAUGAAAACUCCCCCAUUGUAGAGUUGUUGAUCAAAAACGGCGCAGACGUCAACAUAAGAUCGGAUUUCUGUGAUACAGCCUUUCAUAUUGCUAUCAACAGACGAAAUUAUUCGGUUGCAAAGUUGUUAAUUGCAGGUGGGGCCAAUACCAACAUGCGAUCCGACUUUGGUGGGACGGUCUUGCAGAUGGCCGUGAAGGAGAAAGACCAUCGUCUCGUUAGGUUCUUGAUUGAAAAUGGAACAGAUGUCAAUUUACAAUCUGUCAACGGCAGGACGGCGCUGCAGGAAGCGGCCGCCCGGAAGGACUAUGUUCUCGUAGGACUCUUGAUUGAAAAUGGCGCGGAUGUUGAUCUUCAAUCGGAUCGUGAUGGAACACUCCUGCAGUUUGCCUUUAAGCAACAGGACUAUCGCCUUGCAAAUAUCCUGAUCAAAGACGGUGCGUAUCUUCAUGAUCCUCCGAGCCCAGUAUUUGGAAACUCGGCUUUACAAAUGGCUUCUGAACAAGGGCAAACUGACUUGGUGAGCCUCCUUCUUGAGAAAGGGGCUGAUCCCAACCAGAGCCCCUUAUAUGACUCAGGGGCAACAGCAUUGCAAUUUGCCGCAAUUAUGGGAGUUCCUGAAAUUGUGCGCAAGCUUAUUGAGGCUGGAGCCGCAGUUGAUGCGCCGGGCUCUAUUCUCUACGGAAGAACGGCAAUUGAAGGUGCAGCGGAGUGGGGUCAAAUCAACAUAUUAUAUUUUCUUGUCAAGAAGGGAUCAUCUCCUACUGGCUCAAACCGAAGGCAAUAUCUCAGAGCUGUGAAGCUGGCUGAGACCCAGGGACAUUAUCCCGUAGCGAGAUUCUUGAGAGACUGGAUCAGGUGGACGGACUUUGAUGAACUCAACUAUGCAAUGGAGGUUUUUGAUGACGAGGAAGCAAGUCUUAUCAAGUCUGAGGAGGAGCAAGACUUUGAAUACUAUGAGGACCUCAUGUGGAGCUAG
Messenger RNA from Penicillium manginii, 1740 nucleotides. RefSeq names its product ankyrin. Gene Ontology annotation, molecular function: protein binding. The transcript has a single exon. The record is from RefSeq and is a predicted model, not a curated record. Lineage: Eukaryota; Fungi; Ascomycota; Eurotiomycetes; Eurotiales; Aspergillaceae. Bases 1 to 1740 code for a protein of 579 amino acids.